CUUUCCGGCCGGCCGGAAGCGGCGGUGCACUUCGGCUGCGCAUGCGCUCCUCACACGUGCUUCCAGAACGCCCCCUCCGCUGCCGCGGCUAGGUCGGCAUCAUGGUGCAGAUUUCUGCCCUGCGGCUGCUAAGACGGCCGGGGACGAGAGGAGUCUCGCUCCUGGAGUACUCAAGUCCCCGCCACUACAGUUCGGGCCCUCUCCGUGCCCGCGACGAUGCUCGCGACGCGCGCGCUUUCUUCACGACACCCAUUUUCUACGUGAACGCGGCGCCGCACAUCGGGCACCUGUACUCGGCGCUACUGGCAGACGCCUUGUGCCGCCACCGUCGCCUCCGAGUUCCCAGCGCCGCCGCCACGCGAUUCUCCACUGGUACCGACGAGCAUGGCCUGAAGAUUCAGCAAGCAGCAGCCGCUGCGGGCCUGGCCCCGACCGAGCUGUGCGACCGAGUCUCUGCCCAGUUCCAGCAGCUUUUUCGGGAGGCUGGCAUCUCCUCUACCGACUUCAUCCGCACCACCGAAGUCCGGCACCGGAUCGCUGUGCAGCAUUUCUGGGGAUUGCUGAAGGCCCGGGGUCUGCUCUACAAGGGUCUCUAUGAAGGUUGGUAUUGCGCCUCCGAAGAGUGCUUCCUGCCUGAGGCCAAGGUCACCAGGCAGCCGAGUUCCUCGGGGAAUUCGUGUCCUGUGUCUUUAGAGAGUGGGCAUCCCGUAGUCUGGACCAAGGAAGAAAACUACAUUUUCAGGCUUUCUCAGUUCCGAGAGCCUCUUCAGCAGUGGCUGCGGGGCGACCCUCAGGCAAUCACCCCUGAGCCAUUUCAUCACGCAGUUCUUCAGUGGCUAGAGGAGGAGCUGCCAGACCUGUCAGUCUCUCGAAGGAGCAGCCACUUGCAUUGGGGCAUUCCUGUGCCCGGGGACGAGUCGCAGACCAUCUACGUAUGGCUGGAUGCCUUGGUCAACUACCUUACUGUAAUUGGCUACCCAAAUGCUGAGUUCAAAUCUUGGUGGCCAACCACCUCUCAUAUCAUAGGCAAGGACAUUCUUAAAUUCCACGCUAUCUAUUGGCCUGCCCUCCUCUUAGGGGCCGGCAUGAGCCCACCACACCGCAUCUAUGUCCACUCACACUGGACGGUCUGUGGCCAAAAGAUGUCCAAAAGCUUGGGCAACGUGGUGGAUCCCAGGACUUGCCUUGAUCGCUAUACUGUGGAUGGCUUCCGAUACUUUCUUCUUCGGCAGGGCGUCCCCAACUGGGACUGUGAUUACUAUGAUGAAAAGGUGGUUAAGUUGCUAGAUUCCGAGUUGGCAGAUGCUUUGGGAGGUCUCUUGAACCGGUGUACUGCCAAUAGAAUAAAUCCUUCUGGGACCUAUCCGGUUUUCUGCACUACCUGCUUUCCCAGUGAGCCAGGGUUGGUGGGGCCGUCAGUUCGUGCUCAGGCAGAGGACUAUGCUUUGGUGAAUGCAGUGGCCACUCUGCCCAAGCAGGUAGCCGACCACUACGAUAACUUUCAGAUCUAUAAAGCUCUGGAGGCAGUGUCCAGCUGUGUCCGGCAAACUAAUGGCUUUGUCCAAAGGCAUGCACCAUGGAAGUUGAACUGGGAGAGCCCAGUGGAUGCCCCCUGGCUGGGUACUGUGCUUCAUGUAGCCUUGGAAUGUUUGCGAGUCUUUGGAACUUUGCUCCAGCCUGUCACCCCAAGCCUAGCUGAUAAGCUGCUAUCCAGGUUGGGGGUGUCUGCCACAGAGAGGGGCCUUGGAGAGCUCUGUUUCUUGCCUCGAUUCUAUGGACAUCCAUGUCCUUUUGAAGGGAGGAGGCUGGGACCUGAAACUGGGCUCUUGUUUCCAAGACUAGACCAGUCUAGGGCCUGGCUGGUAAAAGCCCAUAGGACCUAGAAACUUAGUUUUUAAAUUGGCUUGUGGUAAAAAAGCAAAUGUGUUAUUUUCUUAUUUUGCGUUUUUAGGAAAAUUAUGCUAAUGUUUUCUAAAGUGUUGCAUCAUAUGAGCACAUAAACAGUGUCACUGUGAUAAGAGGUUUGUAGCCUUUCAGGUGCCUCCCCUCCUAGUCUUCAGUUCUCUGUGCCCAUUAACCACUAUCCUUUGUACACCGGUGUCUCUAAGAUGUCUCCAGGGUCAAAGAUGGGUGAUGGUGAAGGGAGGAAAUGAUCAAUGCUCCAAGAAUCUCAAACUGGAUUUAGGGAUCUCUCCAAGGCUCCGUAAGAGAAUAUCACAGAGAAGAUGUUGAGGGAAGGGAAUUGGGAAGAGCUACACACCAGGAGGUUCUUCCUAUAGCAUUGACAACUAGAAAUAAUAUACUUUCUACUGCAUCUUUUCAUGAAUAGCUAUUGGGAGUUUUAGCCAUACUUGGAUCUUCAAAGUAAGGUAAGGCUAAGUACGGAAGUUCCAUCCUUGGCUGUUAACUAAAUAUCAUUUGGUUUAUGGCACAGACUACUCACCAUAGAUUUUAAAGUCCACAGCUCCUCACUUAAGAACUGGAAGGUAUGAGAUGUCAGGAUGUUUCAGGAAACCAAGUGUGCCAUCUGCAAGAAGAAAAUUAUAGCUCCAAGGAGAGAUGAGCCCUGCCUUCAAGUCAUGAAGAAUAUUUUGGAUGAAGCAUCUGCAGAGGGCCUGGAAGACUCACUGGGUAAAGCUGGAGGGACAGCUCUAGGAAUAACUGGAAAUGGAUGAUACCACCUUUCUUAGUGUAUGAAUCGAGAAAUUUGGACACAGAGACACAAAGAUAAUGUGAAGACACAGGGGAAAGAUGGCCAUCUAUAAGUUAAGAAGAGAAGCCUGAAACAAAUGCUUCCCUCAUGGCCCUCAGACUGAACCAAUCCUGCCAACAUCUUGGUCUUCAACUUUGAGUCUCUAGAACUCUAAGACAAUAAAUGUCUGUUGUUUAAGCCAUAA
Messenger RNA from Neofelis nebulosa (Clouded leopard), 2897 nucleotides. RefSeq names its product methionyl-tRNA synthetase 2, mitochondrial (gene MARS2). The transcript is spliced from 4 exons. Gene Ontology annotation, molecular function: ATP binding; methionine-tRNA ligase activity. Gene Ontology annotation, biological process: methionyl-tRNA aminoacylation. Bases 102 to 1883 code for a protein of 593 amino acids. NCBI's taxonomy places the organism in Eukaryota, Metazoa, Chordata, Mammalia, Carnivora, Felidae. The record is from RefSeq and is a predicted model, not a curated record.